AUGAUUAAAUUUAUUGCUAGAAAAAUAGAUCGAUCAACAUCAUUCAAUAAAAUAGAAUACAAAAAUGAACAAGAAUAUUAAUUGGAAUACCCUGUUAAUAUUCAAAAACAUCUAAUUAUGUCUGAAUAAGAAUAUAGUGAUGAUUAUUAAUUAUUGAAAUAAAAUCCUCCUGGAGUUAGUUUGAAAUUAAAUAUUGGAACACCAAAAAUUGAAACACCAUCAAAAUUACCAUAUGUCUUAGAUGAAAAUCAUUAAAGGUAUUCAUAAUAUAAUAAUAUUUAAGGUAAAAAGGUAGAAUGAAAUUCUAUGAUGAUGCCAAGAAAUAUGGAUUUUUAGUUCUUGAUGAAGAUGGAACAGAUGUAUUUAUUCACUAUGACGAUCUUUAAGCAGCAGGAAUUACAAUGGAAAAGAUGAAACUAUAUAAGAUUGUUCAUUAGUAUACAUUAUUCUUAAGAUUAGGAAUAAUCCUCAAUAUGUUAAAUUUACAAAAAAUGGAGGUCCUUACUUUGAAUUUACUCUAAUGAAUUAUAUGGGAAAAUAUAAUAAGAGUAGAAAAGCCAUAGAUCUUUAAUUAUUGAAUUAAAUUUGA
This is a messenger RNA of Paramecium pentaurelia, 589 nucleotides long. The record is from the annotation of a GenBank genome assembly. Lineage: Eukaryota; Ciliophora; Oligohymenophorea; Peniculida; Parameciidae.